AUGCUCCUCCCUACUAUCUCUCCGGGCGCCGCCCCCCUCCACUCUCAUAAUCUCAGUGACUUAUUGCACUCCUUCUCUCUCAGCCUGCCCUCAUCCGCAUCUCUCUCCUCAUUCGCCCUCCCCUCCUCGCGCCCUGUCAAAUCCCUCUCCCUCCCCCCUCCCUUCCCUCACCUUCUCCUCUCCUCUCUCAUCUUCCCUCCCUUCUCCUUCCGCUCCCUGUCCCUCUCUUUCUCCCCUCCCUCUUCCCUUUCCUAA
This is a messenger RNA of Knipowitschia caucasica, 255 nucleotides long. Lineage: Eukaryota; Metazoa; Chordata; Actinopteri; Gobiiformes; Gobiidae. The record is from the annotation of a GenBank genome assembly.